Molecule: messenger RNA, 546 nt
Organism: Stereum hirsutum FP-91666 SS1
Lineage: Eukaryota; Fungi; Basidiomycota; Agaricomycetes; Russulales; Stereaceae
Exons: 2
Coding region: 1-546 (181 amino acids)
Source: RefSeq, a predicted model, not a curated record
AUGGUUUCCAGGCAGCCUUUCCCUCAGACUUCGGCGACAAGUGCGAGCGCAUGGGGCGCCCUUUUACGCUCGCACAUGAAUAAUGUAGAGCCGAUCAUCAGUCAAUGGCGAGGCACACUCGAUACAUUAUUGAUCUUCGUCGCUCUUUUCUCCGCGAUAGUCACAGCCCUAUACGCCCAAUCUCUCACUAAUCUUGCUCCAGACACCGGGGAACGAACGAACGAGCUACUGCAGAACCUGACUGAGGUAAUCAUCGUGCUGCAAGGAGCGAGCGCCGCGCAGUUCAACUUCACCCAACCAUCACUCUUUGAGCCGGCUGCCGGCGUAAUACGUCUUAACUUCUAUUUCUCUAUUUCUCUUGUUCUCAGUGUAAGUGCAGUUCAACUCGACUGUACCUCGAUUGUUAACUUCUUAUUGGCGCAAUUUUCUUUAGAUCUCCGUCGCUGCUCUAGCUGUCACGAGUCGAGGAUAUGUCGCAGUGCUCACCCGCUCAAAGCACAGUCAGGCCCACAAGAAAUUGGGCGAACUACACCAACGCUGGGUUGA